UGAUUUAAUUCUCAUCUACUUGAUUCUCCAUGCAUCUUAAUUUCUUGAAAACUUUAUCAAACUCAUCUAAUUAAUUAUAUUUAUUGUGGUGCUAAUUUGAUUAUAUAUAUUGAUAAUGAUAAAAACAUAAUUAAAAUUCUCAAUAUUUAUGGUUGGUCAUGUUGACUUCAAUUAGGAUUUAUUGACUUGGCUUCCUUCGUGCUUUAUUAAUCGUUUUUGAAAUUGUGGAUUUUAGUCUAUGAAGCACGGACAUGGACACCGGACAUGACAUGGACACUGACACGCCGACACAGCUAAUAAUUUGAAAAAAUCACAUAAUUCAUGGUAAUAACAAGUGUCGGUGUCGUGUCGGUGUCGACACCGGGACACGCCUAAUCCAAGGAGUGUCUGUGCUUCAUAGAUUUUAGUUGUCUUGUCCUCUGUUGUUUUUUAAACGCUUUCAUGAUGAUUAUUGAAAAUAUGUGGUUUGAAUUUUUUUGCGAUAUAACAAGUGACUGGAGUUUUAUCUUGAGCUUGAAGAAUCAAAAGCGUGAAAUCAUGUUGAUUUCCACGGCUCGAUAUUUUUUAUUGAAUGUGGUAAAUAUGUUGCCUGAUAAGCAAAUCUGUAGUGAAACAUGUUAGCAUAUAGAAUGAAGGGAAGUUGGAGUAGUUACGAUGAAAUAAGGUAGUUAGUUAGAGGGAAGGAGGCAUGUGCUUUUGUGGUGCGUAUGUUGCACUACAUACGCACCACAAAAGCACAUGCCUCGAAUGGAAUUUUUUUUACGGGGUGUCUUUAGGUACAGAAGAAUUGAGCUGAAUGUGGGUUCUCAAGUCGCGGUUGCUAAUUUGCGUAAUAAUAAGAAAGGCAGCGUUUCUGGGAUGAGGUUGAUUCAAAACAUUAGAAGGUUGCGUCAAAUGGAUUAUAAGAUGAAGAGAACAUUGAACUCACUUCAACAAGUAAUCAAGGCUCUUCUUUCUUCUUCCACCACUCUCCGCCGCAUCCUCUCCCACCACCAUCACCACUGCCACACGCCGCCUUACUCAUCACCUCACCCCCAAUCCAACAAAAGUGGAAAACAGAAUUGAAGAGGAAAAACGGGAAAGGGAAAUUGAAAUUGAAGGAUGAACUGCUGAUCUCAUCCGCUUUUAUCUUUGCCGAAAGAAAAGUCCCUGAAACCAGAAGAUAUUCACAAUUCGUCAGCAUAUUAUCUAAUCUUCUUGUAGAAAAUGGCUGCCGAAGAUGAUAAGGAUCUUAUUGAAAUCGUUGAAAACUUGAACUCAAUCGAUGUUGCUAAAUAUAUGAAUUUUGUCAGUGCCCCACAAGCUGGUGCUGUAGCUACAUUUUCAGGCACCACUCGUGACACUUUUGACGGAAAAACAGUUGUGGAGUUGAUAUACGAAGCUUACAUUCCAAUGGCAAUACGUUGUAUCAAGUCCGUCUGUUCAUCUGCUAGAGAAUCCUGGAAUCUACAUUCCGUUGCUGUUGCUCACCGGCUAGGUACAGUACCUGUUGGAGGAACGAGUGUCUUCAUUGCAGUGUCAUCUGUCCACAGGGCUGAUGCGCUUGAGGCAUGUAGAUAUUUGAUAGAUGAGAUAAAAGCAACAGUUCCUAUUUGGAAAAAAGAGGUUUAUUCAAAUGGCGAGGUCUGGAAAGAGAACACCGAAUUCUUGGAGAAAAGGUCUGAGCUUGGUAAAAAGGAUGUAGUUGCAGAUUGCUCUGUGAAAAAGUCAGAAAUUAAGGAAGAAAAAAACCUCUAAGGUAGAAAAAAACCAACUUCAUUCGAGACUAUACGGCUCAUGAACUUUACCUCAAACUCAGAUCGGCACCAAUGGCAGAAAAGUUGGGUAGAAUAUGCAUAUUGUGAUAGCAAUAUGUGGGAACUUCAUGAUGCUACCAAUAUGCAUUAAGUGUCAAGAAAAUCUCUUAUUCCUUUUGACUGUUUUGAGUGCCAAUGUUAUUUAAAUGACUAAAGAUCACUUACCAAUGCCAUGUAAAUGACAUCCUUAAAGAAUAAAAUAUUCUUUCAAUUUCAUGAUCAA
Medicago truncatula (barrel medic) is the source of this 2019-nucleotide messenger RNA. Its product is annotated as molybdopterin synthase catalytic subunit. The transcript is spliced from 3 exons. The coding region runs from base 1207 to 1737 and encodes 176 amino acids. Gene Ontology annotation, biological process: Mo-molybdopterin cofactor biosynthetic process. Gene Ontology annotation, cellular component: cytosol; molybdopterin synthase complex. Lineage: Eukaryota; Viridiplantae; Streptophyta; Magnoliopsida; Fabales; Fabaceae. Gene Ontology annotation, molecular function: molybdopterin synthase activity. The record is from RefSeq and is a predicted model, not a curated record.